Molecule: messenger RNA, 1880 nt
Organism: Aureobasidium subglaciale EXF-2481
Lineage: Eukaryota; Fungi; Ascomycota; Dothideomycetes; Dothideales; Saccotheciaceae
Exons: 2
Coding region: 29-1579 (516 amino acids)
Biological process (GO): ribosomal large subunit assembly
Cellular component (GO): nucleolus
Molecular function (GO): protein binding
Source: RefSeq, a predicted model, not a curated record
ACCAAACACAACAGCACAAGAAUUAAGAAUGGCGACACAAUUACCACCCCCGUCAAAACGACAGAAGACUGCGGCCGCUGCAAAGGCUCGCGAGCAGUUCGAGCCUGAGCAGAUGCCCGAUGGCAUCCAGCGCAUUCAGUUCAUCGAUGCCGAUUCGGGCGAGUCUCAAGGGCCCGUCGUGACGGUACCGCUGUCAGAGUUGUCGCCCAAGAAUCUGUCCCUAUUGCUCAACACCCUCCUCGGUCGCGAAGAUGCCGGCGAGCGCCUCCCUUAUCGCUUCUACAACCCUCUCGGCACAGGCGACUUUGACCAACAAGCCAUCAUCUCAGCCUUCCUGUCCGGCGACUCGACGACCGAAGUCCAGCUCAACAUCCCUUGUCGCGCAGAAGCCGUGUUCCGUAUAAAAGCCGUGACGAGAUGCUCGGCAGCAAUCAGUGGUCACGGCGAGGCUAUUCUCGCAGCACAAUUCUCGCCCUCGACAUCCUCGCGAUUGGCUACUGGUAGCGGCGACAAGACUGCCCGUGUUUGGGAUUGCGAUACUGGUACACCUAUGCAUACUCUCACUGGACACACAGGAUGGGUCUUGACCGUCAGCUAUUCACCCAACGGUGCAAUGCUGGCCACAGGAAGCAUGGAUAACACAGUCCGCUUGUGGGACGCUCAGACUGGUAAGCCUCUGGGUGGACCCAUGAAGGGUCACACCAAGUGGGUAACAUCUCUAUCAUGGGAGCCAUACCACAUGCAGCAAGCUGGAAGACCUCGCAUCGCAUCUGCCUCAAAAGACGCUACUGUUCGUAUCUGGGACGCUACCAGCAAGCGCGCCGAUCUGGCUUUGACUGGCCACAAGAGCAAUGUUUCAUGCGUGCGCUGGGGAGGUGCUGGUCUCAUCUAUACCGCCUCGCACGACAAGACUAUCAAGGUCUGGUCUGCCGAAACUGGCUCGCUCGUUCACACCCUCAACUCGCACGCCCAUUGGGUCAACCACCUUGCCCUCUCCACCGACUUCGCACUCCGCACCGCUUUCUACGAUCAUACUGGCAAGAAGGGCGUCCCGGUCACAGAGGAAGAGAAGCGCACGAAAGCGAAAGAACGUUACGAGGCUGCUGCCGGCGUCAACAACCAUAAGAAUGGCGGACAAGCGGUUGAGAGACUGGUGUCGGCCAGUGAUGAUUGCACAAUCUAUCUCUGGACGCCCAUGACUUCAACAAAACCUGUGACUCGUCUACUGGGUCAUCAAAAACAAGUCAACCAUGUCACAUUUUCUCCUGAUGGUACCCUUCUCGCCUCUGCUGGAUUCGACAACCUUAUCAAGCUCUGGAAUGCCGCUGAUGGUACUUUCCUCUUCACACUCAAGGGCCACGUUGGACCUGUAUACCAAGUCGCUUUCAGUGCCGACAGCAGAUUGCUUGUUAGCGGUAGCAAGGAUACAACCCUCAAGGUCUGGGACGUCAAGACUGGCAAGCUCAAGGAGGAUUUGCCCGGUCAUAAAGACCAGGUCUUUGCUGUAGACUGGAGUCCUGAUGGUGACAGAGUUGGCAGUGGAGGUCAGGACAAGCAAGUCCGUGUCUGGAGAAAUUAAUCGAGAUUUUGAUACCCCCUUUAUACGAAUUUCACUUCUUCCGCAUACAAGUGCGUUCUACCAAAAUUUGAUUUCGAAGAGGAAGUCCGGUCUCUUGUCUCCCAUCAUUCUGAUCUCGGCCUCGUCCUUGCCUUCGACCCAGUGGUCGCGCUUGCCAGCCCGUCUCUUUUUGUUCUCGGCUUCCAGUAAGAAGUGUGUUGCUACACUGCCGCAGAACAAGAACAAUGUCAAGUAAGCAAGGACCACACCAUGGCCGAGGUAAUACUUCGGCUUGUCCUUUGCUCUGUAGAUGUUUGAGCUC